Ipomoea nil (Japanese morning glory) is the source of this 1348-nucleotide messenger RNA. RefSeq names its product UDP-glucuronic acid decarboxylase 6. Gene Ontology annotation, molecular function: NAD+ binding; UDP-glucuronate decarboxylase activity. The coding region runs from base 163 to 1176 and encodes 337 amino acids. Gene Ontology annotation, cellular component: cytoplasm. Lineage: Eukaryota; Viridiplantae; Streptophyta; Magnoliopsida; Solanales; Convolvulaceae. The transcript has 13 exons. The record is from RefSeq and is a predicted model, not a curated record. Gene Ontology annotation, biological process: D-xylose metabolic process.
UGCACAGUUCGUUGUGGGUCUGCUUUCUUUUUGGCUUAUAUGAAGCUUUGAUCACACUACACCCAUUCUUGCUUUUUCUUCACUUUACGUAGCUUUGAAGAUCACAUCUGAUUUUCAAGCAUUUGCGUGUUUGAUUGGUGUGACUUGUGAGUGAUUUGAUCAAUGGCUUCAAAUGGAACAAAACCCCCUCCAGAGCCUUCACCAUUGAGAAAGGCGAAAUUUUUCCAGGCAAACAUGAGGAUUUUGGUUACUGGUGGUGCCGGUUUCAUUGGUUCUCACCUUGUUGACAGGCUUAUGCAGAACGAGAAGAAUGAGGUGAUUGUUGUGGAUAACUAUUUCACGGGAUCGAAGGAUAACCUUAAGCAGUGGAUUGGCCAUCCUAGGUUUGAGCUUAUUCGCCAUGAUGUCACAGAGACAUUGUUGGUUGAAGUUGACCAAAUUUAUCAUCUUGCUUGUCCUGCUUCCCCAAUUUUCUACAAGUACAAUCCCGUUAAGACGAUUAAGACAAAUGUUAUUGGGACGUUGAACAUGUUGGGACUUGCCAAGAGAGUCGGAGCUAGGAUUCUGCUGACAUCGACCUCUGAGGUUUAUGGAGAUCCUCUUGUGCACCCUCAGGACGAGAGCUACUGGGGCAAUGUUAACCCUAUUGGAGUUAGGAGCUGUUACGAUGAGGGGAAAAGAGUGGCGGAGACUUUGAUGUUCGAUUAUCACAGGCAGCAUGGAAUUGAAAUCCGUAUUGCUAGAAUUUUCAACACUUAUGGACCUAGGAUGAAUAUUGACGAUGGUCGUGUUGUCAGCAAUUUCAUUGCUCAAGCAAUUCGCAAUGAGCCCUUGACUGUCCAGUUACCAGGAACACAAACUCGCAGUUUCUGCUAUGUUUCUGACAUGGUUGAUGGUCUUAUCCGGCUUAUGGAGGGCGAGAAUACUGGGCCAAUUAACAUCGGGAAUCCAGGUGAAUUCACAAUGCAUGAACUUGCUGAGACUGUGAAGGAGAUGAUCAAUCCAAAAGUGGAAGUUAUUCAAGUGGAGAACACCCCGGAUGAUCCUCGCCAGAGAAAGCCCGACAUCACAAAGGCGAAGGAGUUGCUUGGCUGGGAACCGAAGGUGAAAUUGCGCGAAGGUAUUCCUCUGAUGGAGGACGAUUUCCGAACCAGGCUGGGAAUCCCGAGGAGUUGAACUCCAUUGAUGAACCAUCACCUAUCAUCUAUACCACACAAUCUGUCAUGUUUAGGAAGUCUUGUCUUCUCCAAACUUCUUGCUGUUUAUUUACCAUGAUUGGGAGUACAUUUUGCUGGUUUGAAUAUACUCACCACAUGCCCUUAUCAGUUAUAAAUGAAUAUGCUAUAUU